This is a messenger RNA of Saitoella complicata NRRL Y-17804, 651 nucleotides long. RefSeq lists its product as uncharacterized. The coding region runs from base 1 to 651 and encodes 216 amino acids. The record is from RefSeq and is a predicted model, not a curated record. Lineage: Eukaryota; Fungi; Ascomycota; Saitoellomycetes; Saitoellales; Saitoellaceae. The transcript has a single exon.
AUGCCCAAGACUGCGCAGAAACAGCCGGUCCUCGGGAUGUGGUCUGCUGCGAAGGAGAGUCAGGGGUCUGUCGGUAUCAUCGAUGGUAUCACCACCGUCCGUCCGUCUGAUGACGGAAGUAGCACGUUGCCUACCCCGCCAUUCACUACUCUCGACGAUAUAUUGGAUGUCGGCGCUCUCGCUACACUCCCCACAGGCCCCGGGGGCCCUCCCGCCUCAAAAGACCUUAGCAGAUGGGACCGCAUCCCAAUCGGCACCUUCCGCCGCGCACAAACCCGCCGCAAAGACCUCACUGCCCGCGAAGAACACGCUCGAGAAUGGUACGUCCUCGCCUCCCGCCGCAACGAGAUGAUGGCCUCCAAAGACGCCAACGCAUCCGGCAAGAAGAAAAAGGGAUCGCGAUCGGUCCACGGUACCCCGGCGAAGGUUCAUGGUGCGAUUGGGAUGGCAGUUUUGGAGGAUCCCGAAGCGGUUAGGAGGAAGAAUAAGAAGAGGAUGAAGAAGCUUGCGCAGAAGAAGAAGAGGAGGGAGUUGGAGGUUAUGGAUAUGGAUAUGGAUAUGAAUAUGACGGGUGUUGGUGAUCAUGCGGGUGCUGAUGGUGGGUUGGGUAUGGGACCUACGUUGUCGCCGCUUUUUGGUGCGGUGAUGUGA